UCUGUUGUCAACAAAUGCUAACCAGCGCGAAGCCAAGGCGAAAUGAUUUCCAGCAAGCCCUUGUUAUUUCAGCAAAUGCUAAUACGAUUUCUCCAGAUUCUUGUGAGAUGCCUUUUAGUUAGCUAGCUGCAUAAACAAGUUUCUGUGUCGUCCUCUGUUACAUCUCAGUCCGGCCUUCAGAGCGAGGAGGAAAUGACACAGCUGAGUGUCCGUCGCUGGACGCCCAAACACGUCGCCAAGUGGCUGAAGGAAGAGGGCUUCUGUGACUAUGUGGACCUGCUGUGCAACAAGCACCGACUGGACGGCACCAGUCUGCUCGCCCUCAGCGAGUAUGACCUCCGCUCGCCACCUCUGGAGCUCAAGGUGCUGGGGGACAUCAAACGGCUGAUGGUGUCCAUCCGCAAACUCCAGAAACAGAACUUAGACGUGUUGGAGGAGCUCGGAUUGCCGUUUGAUGGCCACUCUCCUACAGGCUCCGGAGGCAGUUUGGACUGGCUGUGUAAUGGAGACUCAGGCAGGGAUUGUGAUAGCACUGACACAGCACCAGUGGGAGAGGAGUAUCACCAGUACACUAAUGGGAAGUACAAGCAGCAGACGAGGCGCCUGGAUCCAGAGUAUUGGAAAACAGUGCUCAGCUCCAUCUAUGUGGUGUUUGUGUUUGGGUUCACGUCCUUUGUCAUGGUUAUAGUGCAUGAGAGGGUGCCUGACAUGCGCACAUACCCUCCACUGCCAGAUAUUUUCCUCGACAGUGUGCCUAGAAUACCGUGGGCCUUUGCCAUGGCUGAAGCAUGUGGAGUAAUCCUCUGUAAUAUCUGGUUGCUGGUUCUGCUGCUCCACAAGCACAGGUCCAUCCUUUUGCGACGCAUGUGCAGCCUCAUGGGGACGGUGUUCAUGCUGCGCUGUAUUACAAUGUUUGUCACUUCCCUCUCUGUGCCAGGACAGCACCUGCAAUGCUCAGGAAAGAUCUAUGGUGACAUGUGGGCCAAACUGCAGCGAGCUGUCGCUAUCUGGAGCGGUUUUGGGAUGACCCUGACAGGAGUUCAUACAUGUGGUGACUACAUGUUCAGCGGCCACACUGUGGUCCUUACCAUGCUCAACUUCUUUGUCACAGAGUACACUCCACGAAGCUGGAACUUCAUUCACACAUUGUCCUGGGUCCUGAAUCUCUUUGGCAUCUUCUUCAUCCUGGCUGCACAUGAACACUACUCCAUUGACGUGUUCAUAGCGUUCUACAUCACUACCAGACUCUUCCUGUACUACCACACUCUGGCCAACACCCGGGCCUACCAGCAGAGUCGACGAGCUCGCAUCUGGUUCCCCAUGUUCUCCUUCUUUGAGUGCAAUGUGAACGGGCCGGUCCCCAACGAGUACUGCUGGCCCUUCUCGAGACCUGCGGUGAUGAGAAGGCUGAUUGGAUAAUGAGCAGCAUCAGUCAGACACUUCUUAGCUUGUGCUGUUUCUGUGUCUGCUUUGUCAAGUUGCCAACUGAGGCGGUGUGUGUGUUAUCUUCAUCAACAAAGACAACUGAUGUGAUCCUGUUAGCACUGAGGCCUGAUGGGAUACACAGAGCCAUACGUUCUUAUAUUCUGAGACCCGCUUCCCCUGUCACCAUUUUUAGGCGGAUAGAACAAAAACCACAAAACCCUACAUUCAUUCGUUUGAAAAAGUGAACACAGUGGAGAUACCGUGCCUCCGCGUUGGUUGCUUAUUUUCCUCUAAAGUGAUACCAUUUUAUGUAGCAUGAAAUGCAUUUGUUAGUACCUCACAACUUCAAAACAUACCUGUCUGUUAGAGUAUUUGGUUAGCACACGAUAGAAAGAAGCCACAUCAAAAAAUUCUCAGGCAGUGUACCCAGCAACCACAAUUUCAUUUUAAAGUUUGGAUUCUUGACUGAAAGUUUCGUCUUACCUCCCACUGUGGAAUUUAUCAAAACAUAAGACUAUGGACCACUGUUAAAGCAAUAUAUAAAUUCUACAUUUCAUACAGUAUUGAGAAACACAUCUGUCUUUUUCAUUCCGUGAGAUUAUGCUUACAUUUUGACAGUAUUACUAAAUGUUGACAGAGUAAUUCAUGGAUCACUGAAACAAACAGUACAACAGAUCUUUGUUGAUAUUGUUCACUUAUUUCUGCCUUUUCCCUACCAGACCUAGAAAAGAUGCAGUGAAGGAAAUUAUCUAAAUAUUAUUAGCCAAAAAAAAUGGAGUCAAAGAUCUUUUUUUCCACCUGUCUUAAGUAUAAUUCCAUUUGCCAAUUACCUUGAGUGUUACAAAAGAUUUCUCUGUGUAGAAAUGUCCCAAAUCUUUCAUGUUUACUGUUGGAUAGUUGUAUAGUGCUUUUUUAAAAAUCAUCAUAGCGUGUAAAUGACCAGACUUGUGUAGGAUUUGAGCUUUCCCUGAUGAUAAUCUUUAACAUUAAACUGUAGUAAUAGUUCUUCAAAAGGACUCUUAAAUUUGUAUGUAUUUUGUUUAUAUUAAUUUAUUUAAUUUUGUAAAUGUCAAUAGGUAUUUUUAUAUUUCAUAUACGGUGUUAUAGCAACAUGCACAUGGAAAAAUAUGUUUACAGUUGCUCUUAACUAUGUAUUUGUUUGAAACACAAUGUGCUUUUUAAGUGUAAUGUUGAUUUCAGGUUGGCCUCUGCAUUUCAUCGAGUGAAACUUGCCACAUGUUGUCAUUGAUUUGGUCAUUACAGCAUGUUCAAAACAUGAUUAUUCUGAAAGGAGUUGACAGACUGCAACACAUCCUUUCAUUGUGGAAUGAUGCUGCUGUGUACAUGUCCUCCUGCAAAGCCACAUUACUCGUUUCAUGUCUCGUUCAGUCAUUUCCAUCAAUAAA
Molecule: messenger RNA, 2831 nt
Organism: Chelmon rostratus (copperband butterflyfish)
Lineage: Eukaryota; Metazoa; Chordata; Actinopteri; Chaetodontiformes; Chaetodontidae
Product: sphingomyelin synthase-related protein 1-like
Exons: 6
Coding region: 193-1419 (408 amino acids)
Biological process (GO): ceramide biosynthetic process
Cellular component (GO): Golgi membrane; endoplasmic reticulum membrane
Molecular function (GO): ceramide cholinephosphotransferase activity; protein binding; sphingomyelin synthase activity
Source: RefSeq, a predicted model, not a curated record